Messenger RNA from Xiphophorus maculatus (southern platyfish), 3679 nucleotides. It is a transcript of the gene hk2, whose product is annotated as hexokinase-2-like. Gene Ontology annotation, molecular function: mannokinase activity; D-glucose binding; glucokinase activity. The transcript is spliced from 18 exons. Gene Ontology annotation, cellular component: cytosol; mitochondrion. NCBI's taxonomy places the organism in Eukaryota, Metazoa, Chordata, Actinopteri, Cyprinodontiformes, Poeciliidae. The record is from RefSeq and is a predicted model, not a curated record. The coding region runs from base 244 to 2994 and encodes 916 amino acids. Gene Ontology annotation, biological process: intracellular glucose homeostasis; glucose 6-phosphate metabolic process; glycolytic process.
CACCUCACCACCCAGUUCACGGAAGCUGGAAGUUUCUUGCUUCCUACUGUCCGCCCCUUUUCUUAUUUAACCAUACUACAAAGAAGCAGUGUUUGGAACCAAGGGAAAACAGAGAACGGUUUAGCUAUCCUUACUCAAAGGAGAAGUCCUUUUGUGUGCGUGUGUGUGUAAAAACCUUUUCGCGGUUGUGUACGGAAAGCGGCGGGGGCAGGACGCAAAGUUUACACCUCACUCCAUCUGAAGAUGUUAGCCUCAAAUCUCUCCGCUGAACUCCAUGAUGACCACGCACAAAAAAUGGACAAAUACCUGCACCAGUUCCGCCUGUCAGACAAGACUUUGAUGGAGUUGUCAGUGAGAUUUCGUCGAGAGAUGGACAAAGGCUUAUGCAGAGACACAAAUCCCACAGCCGCCGUCAAGAUGCUGCCAACGUUUGUGCGUUCCACUCCUGAUGGAACAGAACAAGGCGAGUUCCUGGCUCUCGACCUCGGCGGAUCCAACUUCCGAAUCCUGCUGGUCAAAGUGAAGGGCAACGGCGACCAGAAGGUGGAGAUGGAAAGCCAGAUUUAUGAUAUUCCUGAGCUCGUCAUGAGGGGCAGCGGCUCUGAGUUAUUUGACCACAUCGCCGACUGUCUGGCUAAUUUCCUGGAGAAGAUGGGGAUAAAGGACAAAAAGCUUCCUCUGGGUUUCACCUUCUCGUUUCCCUGCCAGCAGACCAAAUUGGAUGAGAGCGUUCUGAUUUCUUGGACCAAAGGCUUCAGGCUAAGUGGAGUGGAAGGGAAGGAUGUGGUCAGCCUUCUGAGGAAGUCCAUCAAAAAACGAGGGGACUUCGACACGGACAUCAUGGCAGUGAUCAGCGACACGGUGGGAACCAUGAUGACCUGCGGCUUUGACGACCGUCACUGUGAAAUUGGCCUUAUAGUGGGAACGGGCACUAAUGCGUGUUACAUGGAGCAGAUGAGGAACCUCCAGCUGAUGGACGGAGACGAGGGGCAGAUGUGUGUAAACACGGAGUGGGGAGCGUUUGGAGACGACGGCGCCCUGGAGGACCUGCGCACCGACAUCGACCGGGAAAUCGACGCCGGCUCGCUGAACCCUGGCAAGCAGCUGUUUGAGAAGAUGAUAAGCGGGAUGUACAUGGGGGAGCUGGUGCGUCUCAUCUUGGUGAAGAUGGCCAGAGAGCAGCUGUUGUUCCAGGGACAGACCACGCCACAGCUUCUUACCUCUGGACGCUUCAGCACCAACUACAUCUACGCCAUUGAGAGCGACAAAGCUGAAGAAGGUCUGGCUAGCGCCGAGAAGGCGCUCCGCAGCCUGGGCCUGGACCCGUCCGCUGAAGACUGCGCCGCCACUCAGAGGAUUUGCCAGAUCGUUUCCACCCGGGCCGCACACCUGUGCGCCUCCGCCCUGGCGGCGGUGAUGCGACAGAUCCGGGACAACAAAGCGGCCGAAAAGCUGCGCAUCACCAUCGGGGUGGACGGCUCGGUCUACAAGGGUCAUCCAGAAUUUCCCAGGAAGCUCAACAAAAUGGUGCGGCGCCUCGUGCCAGACUGCGACGUGCGCUUCUUGCAGUCGCAGCACGGCAGCGGGAAAGGCGCGGCCAUGGUGACGGCGGUGGCCUACCGACUCGCCGCCCAGCACGCCGAGCGGCAGCGCGUCCUCGGCACCCUGCGGCUGAGCCGGGAGCAGCUGCUGGAGGUGAAACGGAGGCUGACGGCGGAGAUGGCGCGGGGUCUGUGCAAGCAAACGCACGACCAGACCAGCGUCAAGAUGCUGCCGACGUACGUCAGGUCCACCCCGGACGGAACGGAACGAGGAGAUUUCUUGGCUUUGGAUCUUGGCGGAUCCAGUUUCCGUGUUCUUCUCGUUCGACUGAAAAAUGAGAAGAAGCAGAAAGUGGAUAUGCACCAGAAGAUCUACAGUAUCGAUCAGGACACUCUGCAGGGCACGGGGGAAGAGCUCUUCAACCAUAUUGUGUACUGCAUUGCUGACUUCCUGGACUACAUGGGAAUGAGAGGGGCGUCCUUACCUCUGGGGUUUACGUUCUCUUUCCCAUGUGAUCAAACCAAGCUGGAUGAGGGAAUUCUUCUGAAGUGGACGAAGGGCUUCAAAGCCAGCGACUGUGAGGGGAAAGACGUCGUUAAGUUGCUGAAAGAGGCUGUCCAGCGCAAACAGAAAUUUGACCUAAGCUUUGUAGCGGUGGUGAACGACACGGUGGGGACCAUGAUGACCUGUGCCUAUCAGGACCCCAAAUGUGAGCUGGGCCUUAUUGUAGGCACAGGGACCAACGCCUGCUACAUGGAGGAAAUGCACAACAUUGAAACGGUGGAGGGAAAUCAAGGCCGCAUGUGCGUCAACGUGGAGUGGGGAGCAUUCGGCGAAAACGGUGAACUGGACGACUUUUGCACAGAGUUUGAUCGUGCUGUCGACGAGUCCUCCAACUACCCUGGGAAGCAGAGAUAUGAGAAGAUGAUCAGUGGCAUGUACCUGGGAGAGAUAGUGAGGCAUGUGCUGAUGGAUUUCACCACCAAAGGUCUGCUGUUCAGGGGCAAAAUGUCGGAGCGGCUGAAGACCAGGGGCAUCUUCGAGACCAAGUUCCUGUCACAGGUUGAAAGCGACCGGCUGGCCAUGCGUCAGGUCCGCUCCAUCCUGCAGCACCUGGGCCUCACCGGCUCCACGUGCGACGACAGCGUCCUGGUGAAGGAGGUGUGCAGCGUCGUGGGUCGCCGUGCAGCGCAGCUCUGCGGCGCCGGUUUGGCCGCUCUUGUCGACAAGAUCCGGCAGAACCGCAACCUGAACCAGCUGUCCAUCACGGUGGGAGUGGAUGGUACCCUUUAUAAGACCCAUCCACAUUUCUCGAGGAUCAUGCAGGAGACCCUGCAGGACCUGGCCCCGCAGUGCGAGGUGACGUUCCUCAAGUCGGAGGACGGCAGCGGGAAAGGAGCGGCGCUCAUCACGGCCGUGGCCUGCAGGCUGAAGAGCGAGCAGCUGCUGUGAAACCUGCAAAAACCUCUUACUGUGGGUCGACGCGCGCUUCUGUUGAGUCGGUCGUCAUUCUGCAGUCUUUAGCGUUUUGUUUCGACGUGAGCGCGUUCACACGAGGGCGUGCGUUUAGCGGCACGAGGCGAAGCUGUGACGGAGGUUCGUUCGGGUGCAAGCUGAGCUGGGAAAUCACAGCUCUGCUGGUAACGAACCCGCACCUUCAGUGAGACCCCACUGUUACGAGCUCCUUGCUUUUGCUUUACACUCCGUCGUUGUCUUUUACUUUUAUAUUAGUUCUGUUUUUUUUUGGAUGAAACUUUUACUGUCUGGCAAGUUUAGAAAAGCACAUUCCUGAACCAAAGAGAAGCAAACCAAUACAUUCAGCAGGUAAAUGAAGCAAUAGUUUUUCUUUUCUUUCAUUCUUUGUCAUUUUAUUUAAGUUUUAAAGCAAUUUGACUUUGUUACAGGAAGCUUCAGAAAAUAUGCAAAAUUGUGAUGAAAUGUUUUUAAGCGAUGGUAUGUUUUUAAAAUUUAAACACUAGCCACAGAUCGGAAACAUGAAGAUGUUUUAGAAAUUGCUGAGGCUCCACAUAACCGGAGGUAUAAAUAAUUCAUGCUGUGCAGUUGUGAUUGUAGCAAGCAUAUUAUGAUGGGCUGUGAAAAAUAUCAACUCCAAAUAAAGUGAGAAAUUGCCAGUGUC